Suillus paluster is the source of this 1533-nucleotide messenger RNA. Its product is annotated as peptidase S28. Gene Ontology annotation, molecular function: dipeptidyl-peptidase activity; serine-type exopeptidase activity. Gene Ontology annotation, biological process: proteolysis. The record is from RefSeq and is a predicted model, not a curated record. NCBI's taxonomy places the organism in Eukaryota, Fungi, Basidiomycota, Agaricomycetes, Boletales, Suillaceae. The transcript has 10 exons. Bases 1 to 1533 code for a protein of 510 amino acids.
AUGUUGCUCCUACUUGCAGGUGUCGCCCGAGCGGCUAUCCCUAAUGCAAUGCUCCGUGGCAGGCCUUCUCUUCCAAAAUUCUCAGCGCCAGAACGUCUCGUCACUUCGCCGAAUGGCACAGCACUCCCAGACAUUAAGACCAUCUAUUAUUUCGACCAGCUCAUCGACCACAAUGAUCCAGGCCUCGGAACCUUCCAGCAGCGAUACUGGAUGAACUGGGAGUUUUAUGAGCCUGGUGGUCCCAUUAUCUUGAUGACGCCUGGAGAAGAUGAUGCAUCGUCUGGUUACCAAAGCUUUGUCACCAAUUACACCAUCAAUGGCCUCAUUGCUCAACAACAAAAAGGUGCAGUCGUUAUCAUCGAACAUCGUUUCUUUGGCGAGUCCAAUCCAUACGACAACCUCACGUCGCAAUCUCUCGCUCUCCUCACCAUCCAGCAGGCCAUUGAUGAUCUCGUGUAUUUCGCCACCACGGCCGACCUUCCGAUGCCUGGGGGUGAUGCUGUGAAGCCAGGUCAGGCUCCAUGGGUACUGGUGGGAGGAAGCUACUCAGGAGCCCUCACCAGUUGGACGAUGGUCAACAAACCGGGAAUUUUCUGGGCUGGAUAUGCAUCUUCUGCCGUCGUGGAGACAAUCACUGACUAUUAUGCCUAUUUUACCCCGAUUCGCGAUUAUAUGCCACGAAAUUGUUCUUCCGAUGUAGAGGCAGUGAUUGCACACCUGGAUCGGAUGUACGUGGUGAAUGACACCGCUGGAAUACAGACGCUCAAAGAAGCAUUUGGUCUUGGCGGUCUUGUACACGUAGACGAUUUCGCCUAUGCACUUCAAUACAACCUGUUUGAAUGGCAAGCUCUACAGCCUCAUGCCGACCCAGGAACACUGUUCUUCGAUUUCUGUGAUGCACUCGAGGUCAAGGAUGGUGUCAAUGCCGGACCUGAAGGAUGGGGACUUGAAAACGCCAUCUAUUCUUGGGGUAAAUUUUGGAAUACCACAUACUACAACCAUGUCUGUAACGACCGGGAUGCCGAGACCUGUAUUGGGACGUAUAACACGAGCCAGUCCUACUGGACUAAUGUUACCGUGGAUAACGCCGACAGGUCGUGGACCUGGAUGGUGUGCAACCAAAUCGGAUUCUACCAAGUUGGCCCUCCUGAAGGCCAGCCUGCGAUCGUGAGCCACAUCCUCCAACCCAUUUACGACGAGCGCCAAUGCGUCAAUAUGUUCCCUCAAGCCUUCGCCUCUCCACCUGAGCCUACCAUAGCAAAGACCAACAGAAUGUACGAUGGUUGGGACGUGGAUAUUCCACGUCUCUUCUUUGCCAACGGCCUACGUGACCCUUGGCGCGAGGCAACUGUGUCUGCUGAUGGGCUGAACAAGGCUAACACUACCAGCAUGCCGAUCUAUGAGGGCGAUGGAUUCCACGCGUCAGACAUGUUCACGCUAAUUGGCUUUGAUGACCCGUCAAUCGCCGCCGUGCAGGACGCAGCAUUAAUGUACAUGAAGGAGUGGCUUGCGGAGUGGAAGCCCUCCGCCUAG